This is a messenger RNA of Cynocephalus volans (Philippine flying lemur), 2382 nucleotides long. RefSeq names its product V-set and immunoglobulin domain containing 10 like 2 (gene VSIG10L2). Gene Ontology annotation, molecular function: protein binding. Gene Ontology annotation, cellular component: cell surface. The record is from RefSeq and is a predicted model, not a curated record. Gene Ontology annotation, biological process: heterophilic cell-cell adhesion. Lineage: Eukaryota; Metazoa; Chordata; Mammalia; Dermoptera; Cynocephalidae. Bases 1 to 2382 code for a protein of 793 amino acids. The transcript has 12 exons.
AUGGUGGGUCAGAGGGCCUGGCACAGACCGUUUGGCUUCCUGCUGCUGAUUCAGCUCUGCCUUCUGAAUCUGAGGGCCUCAGGCCAGCCCCAGCCAUCCCCCAGAGCCCCCGUGGAGGAGGACAUGUCCAUCCAAGGAGUGCGGGGCGGCUCUGUGGAGCUGGCCUGUGGCUCUGGGCCUGCCCCACUGGUGGUUCUCUGGAGCUUCACCCCCCUGGGCUCCCUGGUUCCCUGGCCUGUGGCCAUCACCAAUGGAGCCGCAUCCAAGGUGGAGGCCGGGGCCUCGGUUCUGGGUGUCGUGAGUCUGAGGAACAGCAGCCUGGUGCUGGGGGAGCUUCGGGAGGGUGCCCGCGGCCACUUCCUGUGCCAGGCCCUGCACGCUGCUGGCGGCCAGCUCCACACCACCUACUCCUCCUUCAGGCUGGCCGUGCUGGUGCCCAUAUCCAAGCCUCAGGUGCGGCUGAGUGACCCGUCUCCAGUGGAGGGAGCCUCCGUGGUGGCCACGUGUGCAGUACAGGAGGGCACGGAGCCUGUGACCUUUGCUUGGCAGCACCAGGCACCCCGCAGCCCUGGGGAGGCCCUGGUGGGGGUCACGGGGCCGCUGCUCCGGCUGGACCCAGUCAACCGGACCCACCUGGGCUGGUACGUGUGCAGCGCCCACAAUGCUGUCAACGGGCUGAGCAGUGAUGAAGCCUUACUGGAUGUCAUCUAUGGCCCGGACAAGCCUGUGAUCACUGUGGAGCCACUGGGAUUCACGGAGGAGGGUUUUUGGGCCAGUGAGAAAGAAGAGGUGACCCUGAGCUGCCUGGCUGCAUCCAACCCUCCUAGUCAUUAUGUGUGGCUCCAUGAACACAUUCAGGUCCACACUGGGCCAACCUAUGUCAUCACCAGUGCUGGUCCCGCCCACACAGGCCUGUACACCUGCCUGGCCCACAACAGCCACCUGGACACCCACACCCAGGCCACUGUCCAGCUCACCAUUUACUAUCCCCCCGAGGGGCAGCCCUCCUGUGCUGUGCUCCCCACCAUUGGGGCUGUGACUUUGCUCUGCACCUGGCCUGGGGGACUUCCAACUGCCCACCUGCAGUGGGAAGGGCCCCAGGGUACAGGCCCUGCUGCCCCCAGCAACAUCACCUGGAGUCACACAGCCACCCAGCUCCCCAGCGGCAGUGUCUUCACCUGCACUGGCCAGCACCCAGCCCUGGCACUGCCUACUCUCUGCAAGAUCACGCUCUGGGAACCUCUAGGGAGCCCCACCUGCUGGAUCGUGGCCACAGCAGGAGACCAGUUCAUCAUGCUGAGCUGUGAGUGGCAGGGAGGCAAGCCCCCCGCCCUGCUGAGCUGGCUGGAUGGGCAGCAGCAGCCGCUGGGCAGCAGUGGCUCUUCUCUGGCCAUCCACCUGCUGCAAGCCCAGGAAGGUCUGGCUGGCAGGGAGUUCACCUGCCAGGGCGCUCACCCACUCAGGACCCCUGACCCACAUUGCCAGCUCCAGCUAGAAGCCCCACAGCUGGCAGUGGUUGAGCCCUGGGUGUCAGUGCUGGAGGGGGGAGAGGCCUGGCUGAGCUGUGCCCUCCUGGGGGGCACGCCACCUGCCCAGCUCCUCUGGCUGGGCCCCCAGCGACAGCAGGUGGAAGCCGGCACUUUGGGAUUCGCGCUGCACGCCGAGGGUGCCCAGCUGCGCCUCCGCGUCCGAGACGCUGACCCGGCACGCCACAGUGGCACCUACCAGUGUGUGGCCCGCAGCGCCGUGGGCAACCGCAGCCGGAGCGUGGUGCUGGAGGUCCUGAGAUAUCCAGCUCCUCCCAACGUCACCAUCAGCCGCCUGACCUACGGCAGGCACCGGACAGAGGUGCAGCUGCAGUGGGCCGUCGCGGGCCCCGGGAACCUCACGGGCUUCCGGGUGCAGCGGAGGCCCAGUGUCCUGGGCCCAGGCGCUGGGGCUUGGGAGACGGCGGCCAGUGACAUCGAGCCAGAGAGCAGGGGCCGGCGACUGGGAGGCUUGGACCCGCGGGUCCUUUACGCCUUCCGCAUGCUGGCCCUGAAUCACCACACAGCUGGACAUCCCUCUGCUGUGAAGACACCAGCCGACCCCCCCUUCAGUGCCUACCCAGCAGUGUUGGGUGCAGCAGGCACAGGAAUGGUGGUGGCAAUGGUGGCCUCUCUCCUGGUGUUCCAGUACGCUGCUCGGCACCCUGAAACCUUCCCCUGCCUUGGUCCGUUCCUUGUUCCCAUGGAACAAAGGCAGCAACAGAGGCGUUCAAGGGGAGGCACUGAGGCACAGGCGGGCACUGAAACCCCAACCACCACCCCAGGUUCGGAUCCUGCAAGAGAAUCUACUGAGGCUCCAGUAAAUGUCACCAUCACAGUGACUGCAACACCAUGA